Molecule: messenger RNA, 1815 nt
Organism: Meira miltonrushii
Lineage: Eukaryota; Fungi; Basidiomycota; Exobasidiomycetes; Exobasidiales; Brachybasidiaceae
Exons: 1
Coding region: 1-1815 (604 amino acids)
Source: RefSeq, a predicted model, not a curated record
AUGGUCUUACUAAAAGCAAAAAGGAUCUCUGGCAUUGUCAAAAAUCGACAAUCGAUUGCUGCUGUGCUUGGUGAUUCAGACAACUUUGCCGAAAAAGAAGCCAAAGCGAACUUUUCAUCCGAUCAAAAGCGAUUGUAUCAAUUUUGGAAGAUGGGUCACGAAAUGCCAGAAGAGAUGGUUUGGAGCAAUAAGGAUUUGCAAAAACAUUUCACGCAAAUUGAGGAGGAUGAAGACGAUGCUUCUCCUAAGAAACGAUUGCGCACUGAGGAAAUCAAGGUUGGAAGCAACGAAGGCCAAGACAUUGCUGAGUUCUGUGAAAGAACAGCAUUGGGUGAGCUUUACAAGGUACCCUCCCCCCUCAUGCAUCUCAUCAGUCGAGAUGAUGUCGCUUUCUUUCGCAAGACAUUCAGUCAACUCUGUCCUCUUUUGGAUGCAUUGCUGAUCAUUGUUCGUACGAAGCAAGGAUUGGGCAGUGUCGCGCUGAAAUUGUCAAAAAAGCGUCAAAAGCGAGAAUUUGAAUCAACUCAACAGGUGUUGGAUGCCCUCAUUUCGCAAAAGAGAAUGAUCAAAGCCAAAGCUGAUGCACAUUUUGAGAAAGUAGAUCAAUACGCCGUCGUCAUUCGUGAACGUAUGCGCUAUUACGAUCGUGAAAUUGAGCCGAGGCAAGACUACUCAAAAAAGAAGCUUGAGAAUGAGACCGCUGAAGCCAGUGCUACAAAUUCACCCCAAGUGGCAAGUGCAUCGGCUCCGCAAAGCACACCUGUCUCAAACAACGAACGCAUGGGCAAAAAUGUACAUCGUACCUCUCACAAUGAGCGUACUGGUGAAGAUGGACAGCGUUCGCCUCACAAUGAGCAGCUUUUACUCAGUCAAGCAAGUGUAGAAGCUAAUGGCCGCGGCGCUGAGUCGACUAUUUGUCAGUCAGACACAACUCGUGGGGUUGUUAUGCCACAAAAUGAUUUAGCGGAAGCAUCUGUUCCAUCCAUUACUUCACAAUCUCAAAACUUUCAGUUGAACACAACGGAAUCUUCAGUUGGUCUACCUGUCAAUCCUGUGCAACGAAUUGAUGAAGCCGUUCUUCCGCAGAACAGUCCAGUACAGGCUGCUAUUACACCUCCUCAAGCUCGACCACAAGGGUCCCCACAACAAGGCUUCUUCGACCGAGUUCAAGACCGAGACGCGAUGAUGGAACAAAUGUCGCAAAUUGUGCCGAAUCAGUUUGAUCUGGACAGCUUGCUUCCACCGGCCAUGCGAGUCAAUCCGGUCAUCCCUCCAAACAAUCGUGCCCAGGAGAAUUCGCCGGAAGCUGUUCAACAAAGUACACCGCAAUCUCAAAGUGUACAAGGAUUUGAACGUACGCCAAUCGGGCCUCAACAAGAGAGUGUUUCAAAGGAACGAGAAGGUGCACUGGUCGUAAGCUCAUCAAGUGAGCCUGCACGCCCUCUCUUUGGUACAUAUAAGCCUUUCACUCCACCAACAUGGUUUAACGCUUUCAAAGUUCCUGUAAAGACCAGCGUUCCGCAAACUUCAUCCCCUCUUGCAUCAAAUCCCGAGCCAGCACCACAAAUGCCACGUUCGAUCAUGAAGAAGCCUUCAAACCUUUAUCCUCUCCGGGACGUCACAUUCAGCCAUGGUAUGCCGCAAGCUCAACCAGCUACAAUUACGGAAAUUGGCCCAAGAAAUGCCUCCGCAGAGCACGGUGAGAAAGAGAAUCAGGUCACGCAAAGCACAACAAGCUCAAAUCAAUCUUCAAUCAAGUCCAUCGUACAUGACAAAUCCUGGCCUUUCACAUCCCACCAAACGACAUACUUUUAA